AAUCAUUCCCGGUAUUCCAAAUUAUACGGUUACUGUAUAUUGAAUAGACAAAAUGGCUAGUGUCCAGCUUCCAGAGCCCUUUGCCAGCAUCCCUAGAGAGUCAUUUCUCUUUGGUCCUUCACCUAUUCAACACCUCCCCAAGAUCACAAAAGCCCUUGGCGGAAAAGUUGGCAUCUACGCGAAGCGAGAAGAUUGCAAUUCGGGCUUGGCCUUUGGUGGUAACAAAACUAGGAAAUUAGAAUAUCUUGCCUCAGACGCAUUAGCACAAGGGUGCGAUACUCUAGUCAGCAUUGGCGGAUUCCAAUCCAACCACACCCGACAAGUCGCAGCUGUAGCCACCCAGCUAGGAAUGAAGGUAGCCCUCGUACAGGAGAAAUGGGUCAAUUGGGAGGAUCCCGUAUACGACAAGGCCGGGAAUAUCCAACUCUCUCGCCUAAUGGGCGCAGACGUCCGACUCGAUCCCUCCCCCUUCGGAAUCGAGCAUAAGGGGACCCUUCAAAAUCUCAAACAAGAGAUUAUCGACAAAGGCGGGAAACCAUAUUACAUCCCCGCUGGAGCAUCAGAUCAUCCAUUGGGAGGACUGGGAUUUGCGCGUUGGGCGUUCGAAGUAGAGCAACAGGAAACAGAGAUGGGCAUCUUUUUUGAUACUGUCAUUGUAUGUGCCGUCACUGGAUCAACCAUGGCAGGGAUGGUAGCAGGGUUCAAACUGGCGCAAAAGAAGAAUAACUCCAAACCCCGAAAAGUCAUUGGAAUCGAUGCCUCUGCAACAGUGAAGCAAACCUUUGACCAGAUCCUGCGCAUUGCUAAGGCAACUGGAGUCAAAAUUGGAUUGAGUGAGGACGAUAUCACAGAAGAGGAUAUCAUUCUCGAUGAUAGAUACCAUGCGGGUGUUUACGGUAUUCCGGAUCAGCAGACAAUCGAUGCUAUCAAGUUUGGUGCUUCGACGGAGGCUUUUAUUACUGAUCCUGUUUAUGAGGGUAAGAGCCUUGCGGGUAUGAUGGAUAUAGUGCGGAAAGAGGAAGUUGCUGCUGGUAGCAAUAUUCUCUACGCGCAUUUGGGGGGACAGCUUGCUCUGAAUGCGUAUACGGGGAUGUAA
Talaromyces stipitatus ATCC 10500 is the source of this 1096-nucleotide messenger RNA. Its product is annotated as 1-aminocyclopropane-1-carboxylate deaminase, putative. Gene Ontology annotation, molecular function: pyridoxal phosphate binding; 1-aminocyclopropane-1-carboxylate deaminase activity; D-cysteine desulfhydrase activity. The transcript is spliced from 2 exons. The record is from RefSeq and is a predicted model, not a curated record. NCBI's taxonomy places the organism in Eukaryota, Fungi, Ascomycota, Eurotiomycetes, Eurotiales, Trichocomaceae. Gene Ontology annotation, biological process: amine catabolic process. The coding region runs from base 53 to 1096 and encodes 347 amino acids.